This is a messenger RNA of Uranotaenia lowii, 570 nucleotides long. RefSeq names its product LYR motif-containing protein 2. Lineage: Eukaryota; Metazoa; Arthropoda; Insecta; Diptera; Culicidae. The record is from RefSeq and is a predicted model, not a curated record. The coding region runs from base 91 to 408 and encodes 105 amino acids. The transcript is spliced from 2 exons. Gene Ontology annotation, cellular component: mitochondrion.
UCCGGUUUGUUUACAAUUUGGAAUCGAAAUCGAUUGAAAUCCUCCCCUGCUUAUUUAAUAGUUAAAUCUUGUUAAAUUUAGUUAUUUAAAAUGUCCAAGAUACCUAAAUCAGCAUUAAAUUUCAAACAGUUCAUGCUCCGCAACGAGGUCCUCAAGCUGUACCGAACGAUAUUCCGAACAAUCCGCCUCGUUCCAGAUGCCUCCAAUCGACAGGAACUGCGGGAAUGGGCCCGUUCCGAUUUCCGAGCCAACAAACAUCACACCGAAGAACUGACCAUCAAAAUGUUAAUGCAACAGGCGGGCCGAUCCCUGAAGGAACUGCAAACCAGUUUGGAACUUAGUGGCGUUUCGACGGACUCGGCAACGAGGGCUAGUGGGUCCAGUUGUUCCUCCGGCAAGAAGUCGUGAGGCUUUCGAAGCGUUUUCUGUCGUUUCAAAGUUUGUCGCGAGGUUUAAGAGAUUGUAGUUUAUUCUUAAACAUGUAUAGUUCAGGUUAAGUUUUUAUCGCUCGAUCUUGCAUCGAAUAAAUUUUUUAAAAAAGAAAUAUAAUUUCUUUUGGUUGUGCUUCAA